Chelmon rostratus (copperband butterflyfish) is the source of this 3709-nucleotide messenger RNA. It is a transcript of the gene stc2a, whose product is annotated as stanniocalcin 2a. Gene Ontology annotation, cellular component: extracellular region. Gene Ontology annotation, molecular function: hormone activity. The coding region runs from base 164 to 1009 and encodes 281 amino acids. The transcript is spliced from 4 exons. The record is from RefSeq and is a predicted model, not a curated record. Gene Ontology annotation, biological process: intracellular calcium ion homeostasis. Lineage: Eukaryota; Metazoa; Chordata; Actinopteri; Chaetodontiformes; Chaetodontidae.
CGUAAGACACCAAGCCGCAGCUGCGCUGAUCACUGAUCCAAGGUGAACCCUCACGCACACACACACACAUACACGCGCGCACACACACACACCGCACACACACACAUACACUCCCACACAGCCGGAUCUUUACUGGGAAUCGAAGCGCGCUGUCGGAGACGCAAUGUUGGUCAAACUGGCCGUGGCGCUGCUGGUUUUGUCAGUGCUGGAGCAAGUGGUGGGAUCGGAUAAUAUUGAUAUCCACGACAGCCUCCCGGAGAAGCCUGCGAGCCAGAAAGGACGCCUCUCCCUGCAGAACACAGCUGAGAUCCAGCACUGCCUGGUGAGUGCAGGGGAUGUCGGCUGUGGUGUGUUUGAGUGCUUUGAGAAUAACUCCUGCGAGAUACGAGGGCUGCAGGAAAUCUGCAUGACGUUCCUGCACAACGCUGGCAAAUUUGACUCUCAGGGAAAGUCCUUCAUCAAGGAUGCUCUGAAGUGUAUGGCGCACGGUCUACGGCACAAGUUCAGCUGUAUCAGCAGGAAGUGUGUGUCCAUCAAAGAGAUGGUGUUCCAGCUCCAGAGAGAGUGCUACAUCAAACACAACCUCUGCUCCGCUGCGAAGGAGAAUGUUGCCGUCAUGGUGGAGAUGAUCCAUUUCCAGGAUCUCUUCCCUAAAGGUCCAUAUGUGGAGCUGGUGAAUAUUCUCCUGAGCUGCGGAGAGGAGGUGAAGGAGGCAUUGACACGGAGCGUUCGGCUACAGUGCGAGCAGAACUGGGGGGCUCUGUGCGACAGCCUGAGCCUCUGCUCCUCCCUGGCUCCCUCUCCCGCCGGCUCUGCCGCCGAACACCACCGCCGCCCCUUGCCCUCCCACCCUGAGCCGGAGCACCCUCGCCCGCCGCGGCAAGGCGACAAGGACAAACCCGGUAAGGCGGGCUUCAACGCUCACCCACGCAAUCGCAGUCAGGGACCGCGCCGCCAGAGUCCAGAGGCCGAAGUGGUGGCUGAGCAGGAAGACCUAGAAGGCCACUGACAUCCGGAGGUGAAAGCGCAGGAGACUGUCCCACCUGUUGACCCGCUACAACGUUUAAAAAAGCCACACUUGCAGACUUAUGCACACCUCCACGCAAAAACACACCCUCGCAGACACACACACACACACACACACACACACACACACACACACUGCUCUCCACACACACACACACACAAAUUCCCAGACAGACUGAGCAGAAGGAAACAAGCCCCGACCUUUCCUGUCCUUAUUCCACCCUCUCCAGUCAUUCCAGCAGUCCCACACGUUAAACUUGCAGGGUAAUUGUGGUGUAGCUUGUACUGUUAUGCCAGACUGUAGGCCACGAUUUUUUUUAAAUGGAAUAAUAAUUGUUAUUAUCAUGAUUAUUUCAACUGUUAGGACUAUUUUGGCUCUAAUAUAGCAUUUCUCAAAUCAUACUUACUGUAAGAUUUGAUUAUAUUUGUAUUAUUUAUUUUAUUCUUUAUGCAAUGUUGAAAUAUCAAAAUGUACAUAGAAAUAUACUUAUCUAUAUUUAUAUAAACAUGUAUAAAUAUAGUUACAAUAUGCAAUACUGAUAUACUAUAGAUGACAUAGUAUAUGGUGUGCUGUCUGUUGUUCUCUUCACAGUAUUGCACCCAUCACACAUUGGUCUGUAGAUAUGUAACAUACACCAUUUGUUGUUUCAGAGUGGGAAUGUGUAUUAUAAUUAUAGAUACUUGAUGGUUAAAUACAAAUUGUACAGGUUUCAAGUCCACUUCUGGCACAUAUGAAUUGUAGUGCAUGAUGGCCACCAAGCCAACAAACUUGUGCAUUCUUAAAGUGAAAAUCCAUUUAAAAGAGGAUGCAAAUGUAAUACUAUGAAUAUGGACAGUUAUUUCACACUUGUAUGUAUUGAUAGGUCUCUCACAAAGCUAGAAAUAAGAGAGCCAAGACUGAUCUCUGAUGUCAUCAAGCACUGCUCUCUGGGCAGCAAUGAAUGGGAGACCUAGCACAGCAGGUGCGGUCUUAUGGACUAUUGUUUCAUAGUGCAACUCUGACGUGUUUCGUGGGGAUGCAGAACGUAUCGCAUCGCUCUCAUUCAUUGUUAAUAGAGCCUCAGAAACUGUGUCUCCAUGACAUUACAGAUUAAUGCCAUGUUCAUAGCUUCAGGAGAUAUUAUUGUUCUUGUUCACGAAUCAUAACUGAACUGUCAAAUGUUAUACAUUCUCUUUGAGUUGCUUUUCCAUCCAACCAUCAGCUAUCAGUGAAGUGCAGCAAAGAGAGGACGCUUCAUCAGGCUUUGAUGCUGAGUCGUCUCAAAUGUAAAAUCACACACAUCAAGGUGCCUAAACUUGUUAUUGUCCACAGUGACCGCUUCUCUGUGAUUUAAGUGAAUGGAUGACACUGUGUCAUGGGGACAUUUCAUUUGCGAACAAUUUGAGGAUGACGUUGAGCCACAAAAGUCUUAGAUUUUGCACUUUGGAUGAUUGUCAGUUUGUGUUGGACUGCUGCAGGUUCAGACGUAAGGCCAGGUUCCCAGAGCAGUCGCCCUCUAAUCGGACUUUACUGUAUAGGAUAUUUCAUUCGGGCCACCCUGAUUACUCAGCUAACUAACUACAGCACCUACAGCAAGUCCUGUAUCCCCACAUGCUCCUUAGGACCAGAUUGAGCCCCUUCUUUAGAAGAGUUAUGUUACUCUUUUGUGGUGUCCCAGUGGGCAGGAAAGAGGCUUGACAGAAACCCUCCAGAUCUCUGGCUCCCUAAAUUAGCCCUUAUUCCUCUCUGGUCCCUUACCUAGGUCAGGAGAGGCAUGAAGGCCUGUUAUUCUACCCGUUAGAGCCGCAGGCAACACAGCAAGGACCCAGGAACUGGGUUAAGUCCACACACGGGGGCUCUGGCGCUGUUAUUCUAAAUGUUAUAUUUACCGAGGCCACCAGAGAAUUCCUCUGGGCCACAGCCAAGAGCCAGCAACACAGAGAGGCAGAGAGGAGUGUGGAGCGAGAAGGAGAGAGACAUGCUCAACCUUUUUUUAUAUAUAUAUAUAUACGUGAUGAUUCACUCCAUCUUUACUUCUGCUAGUACUCUUCCUCUCGUCCUCCUUUAGGUCACAGACACAAGCUUUUGACCAUUUCAGGCCAGUCACAUGCUUUAGCUGUGGAAGUGCAGUUUGGGAGCAUGCUACACCACAUGCUGGGGAGCGAUUGGUGCAAAAAGAAAAUAAAACUUGCUCAGAUUUUGUGGCUCAGUUAAGGGGGUUUUCACUUUUUUCCCCAUGAUGUACUUACAGUAAGGCAACGCUUUUCCUCCGAAUUAUUUAGUCACUAUUAUAAGCUCCAAGAGACUGAAUCAUCCGUGAGGCUUUCAGGCUUUUCUUUUUUUAUUCUGUUGUGGAAGUUGGGAUUCCUGUGACAUCCCAGCACGAGACAUAAGCUAAUCCUAUUGAGAAUGUACUGUAUGUGUGUAAAGUGACAAUCUGUUUCAGCUCUUUGUCAUUAGGUUUGAUAUGGCUUUUUGUAAUAAUGUAGUGGCUUGAAUGGCUGUUCUUUAUGUGUUCAGAGGAAAAUAAAACUAACCACGUUUCCUGUAUUGUUAGUGCUCAAUCACCACAUUAUGUGUUUUCCUCUGUUAAGCACAGAGACUCUGCUUUCACCGUUGAAAAUACAGAACAUGGUCUAGAAGUUUGUAACUCACCUGUAAGACAUUGGGCAUAUGAUCUUAUAAAUAUCUUUGGACUUAUGA